AGGGGUCGGUCAGAUGGACGCCUCACUCCCUUCCUCAUCCACCUCUCGAGUUCAUUACAGAGCCCCUGCUUCGUCCUCUGCUUCGUCCUCUGCUUCCUCUUCUGACCGUGCUCCCUUACUGAUGGAUGAUUCCGACGAUAAGAAGUGGCCUGAAGCAGUCGAGAGAUAUUUUAUUGACAUCUUGUUAGAAGAGGAUGCUAAAGGGAAUAUGCCCCAAGGCCAGUUCAAGACUGGAACUUGGACAGCAGUUGUCAAUGAGUUUAACAAGCGUGCGUCUAAGAGUUACACUAAGGCACAACUUACCCAAAAAUAUCAACGGCUGAAACAGAGACACCGCACUUUCUCCCAGCUCAUCGCACGUACCGGAAUGGGAUGGGACCCCAUUUCAAAUACAGUGACGGCCAGUGACGAAGCUUGGGCUGCUGCAUUUGCGGUCAAUCAUAAAUUCAAGGACUUCAGGAAAAAGGGGAUGAGACACUAUGAGCUGUUGGGCACUCUUUUCAAUUCAAACACAGCCACGGGUUUCCUGCAAAUGUCAUCUGCCCAACCAGCUCCCAAUAGUGAUGAAGAGAGAGAACUUGAUGCAGCCUUUCUAUCUGAGGGGGUACAUGUCAAUGUCAGCACCGACGGUUUCGAUGACGUGGAGGAGCUGCCCACACCGAGUGAAGCCCAAAGCCGAAGGCAAGCUGAAAAACGGCCAGCUGAAGCAUCUCAUUCAAGUGGAAAAAGGAAGAAAGGGCACUCCCUUGAAGCCAUGACUGAGGCAAUAUGGGGUUUUACUGACAUGAGGACCCGUCGGGGGAAAAAGUCCAUCGACACAGGAGACUCUGCUGUGGGGGCUGCCAGUGAGUCAGUUACAGCAGCUAUAACUCUUCUGAACCAGCACACCGAUGUCGAUCAUGUCACGUAUUGCAAGGUCGUGCAAGAACUUCAUCAUGCCAAGAGUAGAGCCGCUUUUUUUGCCAUGACGGCUGAUAGAAGAAGGGCCUGGAUUGACUUUAUUGGGGGUGGAUUGCAGUAGUGGUGGUUGUGGUUGACAGUGUAGGAAGUUAACUAAUGAUGUGCCUAAGUGUAGACAGCCUAGAAAGUUAUUUAGUAGUCUUAGUUUGGUUUAAUGUGAAUACGCAAAGUUUGUAUUAUGUUUAUACUAUGAACAAUGUUUGCUUUAUGCCUUCCUUUGUUAUGUUAACCUCCUUGGGACAUGUAUGGUAUUUGGACUAAGAAAUAUGAUUUGUGG
This is a messenger RNA of Quercus lobata, 1237 nucleotides long. RefSeq lists its product as uncharacterized. The record is from RefSeq and is a predicted model, not a curated record. The transcript is spliced from 4 exons. The coding region runs from base 14 to 1021 and encodes 335 amino acids. NCBI's taxonomy places the organism in Eukaryota, Viridiplantae, Streptophyta, Magnoliopsida, Fagales, Fagaceae.